CUCGGGUCGAACCUGGGAUGACCAGUAUCAAGGCCGAGCACCCGCCACACUUCCCCCCGAGAGGGUGAAUGCAGUCCGCACCGUUCCCGGCCUUCGUUACCUCCAGCUCGUCGUGGGUCGUGACCGAUACUGCAGAGAAAUUGUGGCCAUUAUGGCGCGCAGCGGCCACCGGACGCCCAAGACAAUGUACGAGACGCUUUUACGCAUGUGGCUGCUCCUCGACGUCUCAACCACCGAGCACCGCCGUGCCAUGCUACGCAACCGCACGCUCUGGCGUGACACGGACCUCUACAACGCCCAGCUCUUCUUCAUCAAGCUCGGUCUGCACUUUAACGACCCAGUCUACGGCCCGUGCUCCUACGACCUCAUGCAUCUCAUUCUCGGACAAAAGGGCCUCUACCCUCUCUGGCAGCUCCUGCUCCGCAAGCGAUUCACUACACUCCACGAGAUCAUCGACCUCAAGGUUCGGUACGACUACCAACCCUCCCGUCAGAACUGGGCCGCCGCGGCAACAAACAGAAAGACCGUCCACGGCGUGCCCCUCGACGAGACAGGCAUCUUCCACCGCGAGGGCUGGGGGCAAGGUAAACUACACCUGUUCCGCCCAGACGAGCUCAUCCCCAUCGAGGCCGUGCAGCGCGGGCUGCAACUCAAGAAACACAUCCGACACAUGAUUCUCUGGGGCCAGUUCGAUCGGACCACGGGCGAGAAUCUCGUCCCCACCGAGGAGGAAAUUUACAUCUCGGACGAGGAUGAGGCACUGGCGCACAUGGACACCACCACGCACUGGAAGAAGAAACACGCCCUGAAGAAGCGAUGGAACACGCUCACGCCCGAACAGCAGAAUGAAAUCAGGGAGGAGGAUGAGGAUGAUCGGCUGAGAUGUCUCGCCUGGGCCCGUCCCAACUCAGACGCUGACUCCGACUCGGAAGGAGAGGAAUCGGACUCGUCGUCCACCUACAGCCUCAACGACGAGAUACGCAGGGGCUACAUCCCGCCACCGCUGACCAAGGAGGAGGGUCCACCCCCGCAGAGCGGCAGCGACCAGAAGGCCUGGGCCCGGUUCGUCGAUGAGACACUGAUGGGCGCCAUACCUGAGAUUGACCCAGACUUCGCGUUGAAGUGGCAAGGUGCGGGCCCGGGGGCUGGUCAAAUUGACUUGCAGUGGAUGAGAGAGGAAGGAUUUGAUGUGGAUGACUUGAUACAGAGGCAGGUUGGUGAGACGGGGGGUGAUUAGCGAUGGGAGAUAUUGUCAAGCAUACCACAUCUAUUAUUGAGCAUACCCGCUGGAGUCAAGUUUGGCAGACGCUAUAGCAUAGAUGUUCCCUA
Messenger RNA from Emericellopsis atlantica, 1329 nucleotides. RefSeq lists its product as uncharacterized. The record is from RefSeq and is a predicted model, not a curated record. Lineage: Eukaryota; Fungi; Ascomycota; Sordariomycetes; Hypocreales; Bionectriaceae. The coding region runs from base 152 to 1237 and encodes 361 amino acids. The transcript has a single exon.